Messenger RNA from Beauveria bassiana ARSEF 2860, 2391 nucleotides. RefSeq names its product kynurenine 3-monooxygenase. The transcript is spliced from 8 exons. Gene Ontology annotation, biological process: NAD+ metabolic process. The record is from RefSeq and is a predicted model, not a curated record. Gene Ontology annotation, molecular function: FAD binding; kynurenine 3-monooxygenase activity; NAD(P)H oxidase H2O2-forming activity. Bases 1 to 2391 code for a protein of 796 amino acids. Lineage: Eukaryota; Fungi; Ascomycota; Sordariomycetes; Hypocreales; Cordycipitaceae. Gene Ontology annotation, cellular component: mitochondrial outer membrane.
AUGAAGGCCACCUCGCUGGUAAUCACCUGCGGUGCACUCGCUGUAGCCCAGCAGACGGCUCUUUGGGUGCCUGACUGCGGCGAUGAGGUCUUGAUGCUCGGCACUAAUGUUGCAGAUGAGUUUAAAUCUCUGAACACACUCAGUGUGGAAGAUAUCAACACGAUCCUCGCAUUUAACACGUAUACAGUGGUAUAUGAAAGUACCGCACCGUCGGGGUUCCGAUACGACAGAGGUUACCUUGUGAAAGACCCACCACCGCAACAAAUUGUCACAACUUGCACGACGCCUCUCUCGGGCAUAGGGGGAGCCACUAGAGCAACGCCGACAGGGCUUUCAUCGACAAGUACCCAAGCUAAGACGGGAAAUGCCACAAUUGCCGCGGCCUCACGGUCUCCACAGGUGGCAACUGCUACUUCUUGCUAUACCACCGGGCAGCCAGUGUCGAAAUCUGCCGUAGUGAUGAAUCAGGUUUUCAGCUUUUGCGGCGUCCAUACUAGUUUAGCCACACCCACAAGAAUCUCUUCGACAGUGACAUAUGGCGGCCUGAAGAUGCUGUUCCAAGUCAAUCCGGCGACUUGCGACCCAGAAGGCGGCGCGACCCGGAGAGACGUGAUGUUCAUCAGACCAACCGGAGGCAUGCCAACCGACUCGAUGCAAGUUUUUAACAGAGCGCUAUGGCCGUGCGUACAUCUGUGGAACCUAUGGGAGUAUUGCAAUGACGACCAUAAUAAUGAAGGGCGAGGUGGCUCUGGCAUUUUGGAUUGUGUGGAAUUCAGCCUAAGACCUUUGUAUUCCGCGGCCGUUCAAGAAGGGCGAGUCAGAGGCGUUGGUAUCGACGAAUUCUUGCUUGGAGUGGGCUUUCACGUGGGGUUUGUGCAGAGUGGCGACGUGUAUGGUAUGUUUGAUGCGGCUGCCGCAGAGGAUAGAGGAUAUGAACUCGCUCGACGUGAUGCUGCCGGUCUGUUUGAGCUUGUUCUUACAUUCGUGCAGCACGCACAUAUAUUUCCGCAGCGAAUACUGUCCUUUUGCGUUCUCAGCAAUCGCUCUCCUGCAUCAGCAAUCUCGAUUGACCGCAAGCGCUCGACUGGCGGCUCGUCUCAUCAUCUCACUGCUAUCAUGACGCGCCCACAGAAAAUGGUCAUUGUCGGUGCCGGCCCGGUUGGGGCAUUGGCAGCGCUCUAUGCCGCUCAGCGAGGCUACGUUGUUGAGUCCACAUAUCUUCGUGAUCCUGGCGUUGGCCGCCUCAGCCCCGGAAAGUUCAUCAACCUCGCUCUCUCGGAGCGCGGCAUGAACGCCUUGCGUCACGCGGGGCAGCCAGAGCUCCUCCAACGCGUCCUUGAUGCCUCCGUGCCUAUGCGGGGCAGAAUGACCCACGGAAAAACGGUGUCCGGGGACCUCUACGAGGUAUCUCAGGAUUUCGAUGCCUUGGGGAGAACCAACUUCGCCAUCGAUCGGGCAGCUCUCAAUGCCAACCUUCUUGACUGCCUCGACGGGCUUCCCAACGUAAAGCUAUUCUUCAACCAUAAGCUCAUCCAUGUCGACUUUCAUAGCUGCACGGCCCUGGUGGAGGAUCGAGACUGGCUCUCCCUGAGCAUAGAGGUCAAGUUUGACAUUAUGGUCGGUGCUGACGGCGCGCACUCUGCUGUCCGCUACCAUAUGAUGAAGAUUUCUCGCAUGGACUACCAGCACGAGUACCUCGAUGUCCUCUGGUGCGAGCUCCGUAUGAAGCCUGGCAAGGUUCGGGGCGACACAGCGCACGCAUGGAAGAUCUCACCGAGCCACCUGCACAUCUGGCCCGCGGAAGAUUCCAUGUUUAUCGCCACUCCCAACAAGGACGGUUCGUUUACCUGCACCCUUUUUAUGCCAGCGAGCCGCUUUGCGGCAUUGGCAGCCGACGAAUCACGAAUCCUGCCAUUUUUCGACGCAAACUUUCCGGGCGUCCGCAAUCACAUCUCUGACACGUCCCUGAUCCGAUCGUUCAGCGAGUGCCCGCAUCGGUCGCUGGUCAGCAUCAAAUGCAGGCCGUUCCAUUUCGGGUCGUCUGGCGUCAUCGUGGGUGACGCAGCGCACGCCAUGGCUCCUUUCUAUGGCCAAGGCAUGGACGCGGGCAUGGAGGAUGUCCGUCUUCUGUUUUCCGUGCUGGAUAAGCACGCGCAUGCGACAGGGGCGGCUUUGCGCGGUGAACAAGGUGAAGACGACGAAAACAACAACUCGUCCAGCAGGGCUGCGAAAAUUUGCGGGCGGGCACUGGCGGAGUACUCCGCUAGCCGCUGGCGGGAUGCCCACACCAUCAACGACCUGGCGAUGCAGAACUACCGAGAAAUGCGAACAUCUCAAUCCACUCUAUAUAAGCUUCGCAAGGCUCUGGAGGGAUUCAUCUUAAGAUCCUAA